Molecule: messenger RNA, 3613 nt
Organism: Lytechinus pictus (painted urchin)
Lineage: Eukaryota; Metazoa; Echinodermata; Echinoidea; Temnopleuroida; Toxopneustidae
Product: protein O-mannosyl-transferase TMTC3-like
Exons: 16
Coding region: 39-2576 (845 amino acids)
Biological process (GO): protein O-linked glycosylation via mannose
Cellular component (GO): endoplasmic reticulum
Molecular function (GO): mannosyltransferase activity; protein binding
Source: RefSeq, a predicted model, not a curated record
AGAUGUGCAUACUCCAAUGACUGGGACUCUGGAUCGCCAUGGCAACUGCCUUCCAGCGUGAGCUCUUCUACUCUGCCGGCCUGCUCGCUUUGGUCUUCGCUUGUUACUCCAACUCCCUCACCUGUGGGUUUGUCUUUGAUGACGUGAAGGCGGUCGUAGAAAACAGAGAUCUUCAUCCAGAUUCCUCAAUCUUUGAUCUGUUUUCAAAUGAUUUCUGGGGAAUGCCUAUGAAUAAGGAAAGGAGUCACAAGUCGUACCGUCCACUGUGCAUUCUUACUUUCCGUCUCAACUAUGCAUUUGGAGCGUUGAACCCAUGGGGUUAUCACCUCGUCAACGUGUUGCUGCACUGGGCAGUGUGUGUUCUCUUCUUGAAAGCUGCUAAAAAGAUGAUUGAUGAGGAGAGCAGUGUGAACGCAACUCUUCUGUUUGCUGUACAUGCCGUUCACACUGAAGCUGUUACUGGGGUUGUUGGUAGAGCUGAACUUCUGUCCUCUGUUUUCAUGCUGUUAGCGUUCAUGGCUUAUGUAACAGCAUCUGAGACCAUAAACUCAACGGACUGGAACUACAUGACCUGGUCAAUUUUGCUUAUUGCCAUGGCAACCAUCUCCAAAGAACAGGGAAUAACAAUGGUUGGAAUAUGUUGCAUCUAUGAAGUAUUUUUUCUUCAAAAGUUCUCUCUCAAGACAUUCAUUCAACAAUCCAAGUCGAGAACUGCUAAGGCCUCUCGAAGCGCAUCGCCCAACUACCAGGCUGUUUUGAGGGCUGCUCCAAGGUUAUCUUUCCUUAUCGCAUCCUCGGGUCUUUUGCUAUGGGGACGGAUGAGCAUCAUGGGGGCAAAGUUGCCCUCCUUUACCAGGUUUGACAAUCCAGCUGCCCUUUCUGCCUUUCCAACCCGUCACCUGACCUACCUCUACCUCCUACCAAUCAACGCUUGGCUCCUCCUCUGUCCCUCGACGCUGCUCUGUGAUUGGACGAUGGGAACCAUCCCCCUGGUGACCUCACUCGGUGACCCUCGGAACCUCGUGACUCUGUUACUGCUGUUGUGUCUCGGUCUACUGGUUCUGUAUGCAGUAUUUGCAGAAGAGUCAAUCUCUUGCCAACUUAUAAUGGCUCUAUCAUUCCUUGUCUUGCCAUUCCUACCAGCGAGUAAUCUAUUCUUUCCUGUUGGGUUUGUCGUCGCUGAGAGAGUACUCUACACACCUAGCAUGGGGUAUUGUUUACUUGUCGCCAUAGCGAUGGAGAGAUGGCAAGCAAAUGGUGGUACCAUAAAGCGUGUCAUCGGUGUCGUCUUUGCCGUCAUUCUGCUGUUGCAUGCCGGGAAAACUAUACAGAGGAAUCCUGACUGGAAAGAUGAAUAUUCACUGUUCACCUCUGCACUCAAGGUUACGCAGAACAAUGCUAAGCUGUGGAAUAAUGUCGGUCAUGCCUUGGAAAAAGAGAAUCGCUGGGAAGAUGCGUUCACCUACUUUAAUAAAGCUGCAACUGUACAGCCGGAUGACAUCGGGUCAUGGAUCAACGUCGGUAGAACGAAUCGUCAGCUUGGUAAGCUGGAGGAGGCAGAGACCGUGUACAGGAAGGCAAUGAAGUUUAUGCCUCAGCCAAGGAAAGGGGAACAAUAUCUGGCCCAGAUUGAUCCAAACCAUCUGAAUGUCUACCUUAAUCUUGCUAACCUGAUUAAGAAGAAUGAGAGCAGGCUUAGAGAAGCAGAAGAGCUUUAUUUGAAAGUGAUCAGGAUGCGUCCUGACUUUGUAGAAGCGUACAUCAAUCAAGGGGAGAUUCUCCUGAAACGAGGCCAGUUAGACGAAGCGGAGUCCCUCUACCAGCAGGCGGCCAGGUUAGACCCACUCAAAGCAGAUACACACUACAACCUGGGAGUUGUAUCGAUGAAAAAGGGGCAGAAGCCCAAAGCACUCAAACACUUUGAUCGGGCUGUUGAGAUAGAUCCCCGUCACAAGAUGGCGCUAUACAACUCAGCGCUCUUCAUUCAAGAAUCUGGCCUUGCUGCUCGAAGGAAAGAUGCUAUAAAAAGGCUGGAGAAGGUGUUAGAGAUUGACCCACAGAGUGAGAUGAGUUACUCAACAUUAGGAAUGCUUGCUGUAGAUGAUGAUGAUAAUCAAGCAGCCCUUCAGUAUUAUCAGAAAGCACUUGAGAUCAACCCGUCUUCCCGUCAUGCCCUUUUCAACGUGGCUUUGAUUCAUUCAGAUGACAAGCGCCCUCUACAGGCCAAACCUUAUUUAGAAACUCUUCUCCAGUACCAUCCAAACCACACUAAGAGUAUGCUUUUGUUGGGUGACAUCUUCCUGAAUUCCUUUCAAGAUGUUGAAAAAUCUAAACAACUGUUCCAGCAAAUAGUGGACCUAGAGCCGUCCAACAUACAGGCCCAUCACAACCUCUGCGUCAUUCUGGUCCAGAGGGGUCUCCUCAAAGAUGGUGAGCGAUGUCUGCUGGACGUCCUAGACAGGGCGCCACACGCAGAAUUCGUCCGGACCAACCUGAACAUCUUGAGACGGAAGAUCAAGGAGAGGUCAUCAGCGAAGCAGGAGACGGGAGCAGGAAGCGAUCCAGGGGUAAGGUGACAGAUCGCCUGAGACAGUAUGUCUGAACCAACCUGAACAUCUUGAGACAGAAGAUCAAGCAGGAGACAGGAGCGGAAAGCGAUCCUGAAGUAUGAUGACAGAUCACCCGAGACAAUCUGUCUGAGGGGGCGUUGCUAGAAAAUAUUUGCAAUCAAUUGCAAAGUCACAUGUGAUAGGAUCAAUUUUAAUUAAAAGCAAUUAAGUUAUUUUUGUUGAUGCAAGAAGCAGACCAGGUGCCCGUUUCAUAAAGGACUUCAACUGUUGUAACUUUGCCAUAAUGGAAACUACCAUGGUAAUAGGCUCAGCAGCCAAUGGUAGUUGCCAUAAUGGCAAAGUUACAACAGUUGCAAGUCCGUUAUGAAACGGGGGCCCCUGCAAGCAAUCAAUUGCAUAUUUACAAUUAAAAGGUUUGUAACUGAUGUAAGGACCUCAAAUUGACUUGCAAUCAAUUGCAUGUUUCUUGCCAUGCCCCAUUCGAUUCCAGUGUGCUUUGUUUCUAAGCUUCUUUCAUGUCUUCGGCGAUAACCUAGGAUAGUCUUUCACCAAGAGCAAAACAAGGAGGAAAGCUUAAAUGGAGAGUGCUUGUAGAACCUUAUAGGUUAUAGCUAGAACAUUACUACUUGCCAAUUAACCGUACAUGGUUAGUACUGCAGUAUAAUACUUAUCAUAAUUUACAAUAUUUAUGAAGGAGUUAUCACUAAAAUUUCCCUAAGUGCUUAAGUGCUUAGUCAUACGCAUCAGACAUAUUGCUGACGUUUGGUUGUAACAUCAUCAGACAGUGUAUAUAGUUAUGAGAAACUGCCACAACAGAACAGAAUGUGCCUUUGAUAAAUGUCAUUUGAAUGAAAAAAAUUGUGUUAAGAUAUUGCUAUCUUGUACUCACGAUCUCAUAUGUCAUUUGAAUGAAAAAUAAUGUGUCAAGAUAUUGCUGUCUAUCUUGUACUCAUGAUAUCUUUACCAUAUGUACUUUAUAAAAGAUGCAACUGGUACAUCAUUCAUUUCAUCUAUUAAUAGCCCUGUUGCAGCCCCCCCCCCCC